Messenger RNA from Mus pahari (shrew mouse), 1872 nucleotides. It is a transcript of the gene Mxra7, whose product is annotated as matrix remodeling associated 7. The transcript is spliced from 5 exons. Bases 39 to 494 code for a protein of 151 amino acids. The record is from RefSeq and is a predicted model, not a curated record. Lineage: Eukaryota; Metazoa; Chordata; Mammalia; Rodentia; Muridae.
GGGGUCCGGGCUGGCGGCCACUCGGCGGCCACGGCGCGAUGGAGUCGCCGGUCGAGCUGCUGGCCGCGCUACCCGCUCUGGUCACGGCGCUAGCGCUGCUGCUCGCCUGGCUGCUGCUGCGGCGUGGAGCGGCCCGGGCCCCGGUCCCGGAGAGCACCGCCUCGGCCGAGGCCCCCGGGGCUCCUGCGCCGCCUGAGCCUCCAGAGUCCUGCGCCCCGGAGCCCGCCCCGGAGGGACCGUGCCAGUCCGAGCGCGUGGCGGAACCAGAGGAGUCCGAGGCGGAGGAGCCAGCGGCCGAGGGGAGGCAGGAUGAAGACUCAGACAGUGAGAUGGGGCCACCCACUGAAGAACCUGAGGAAGAAGAUGGAGAAGCCUUCUCCUUUAAGUACAGCCCUGGGCAGCUGCGAGGAAGCCAAUACAAGAAGAUGAUGACCAAAGAAGAACUGGAGGAGGAACAGAGGAUUGAGCUGACCUCUGACCUCACCUCCCUGUAGCGAGUCCCCUAGUCCCGGGCCACAAAUGUUCUUGCAAACCCUUGUGAACUGAAGAAUAAUGAAGGUGUCCUUAGCCUCUACCUGAAAGCUUUCCUUCCUUUUGACAUCCUAAAAGCUUGAGAGAUUAAAAAAAAAAAAAAACAAACAAAAACAACCCUCCCCAGGGAGGAGCCAAUGCAGGCUGGGGUGGGGGAGGGUUGCACGUUGGCUGCUCCCUCCUUGGGCUCCCCUGGGCUAGCAAGAUCCUGGGAAUGGCCUUAUCUUUGUCCUCCUCAGAGAAGGAAGCUCCUCAGGCGUUGGGCUUUUCUUACCAGCCAUGUUUGCUCCCCACACAGCCUUUGUGCCCCCCCCCCACAUACACACCCUGUUCCCACAAUCCCUCUGUGUUUUUGUUCUCACUGAAGCCAAACCACCAGAUUUGAGAAGUAGCAGACAAAGGAAAUGAAGCCCACUGGUACUCGCUUGUGGUCAGGGGUGGCCACCCCCACCCACACACCUAUGUGGGGCUGGAGCACUUUCCUCUCUGCCCGGAAUGAUUCAUGCCAGGUAUUAGCUUUACUAGGGCCUCCUCCCUUUGUGCUCCCACCCACACCGCAGGAGUCUCUGGUCCAACCCUUUCAGUACUAAGAAGCCUUCCCAGUAGCGUUCUUCCCAGCUCAGCCCAGUGUCCACUUAUGCUUGCAGAAGCAAUGACAGUGUUAGCUUCUAGGAGACCUAUGGAUUGUGCAUUUUCUAGAUGACUUAGAGCCUCAGCAGGUAAUCACUCACCGUUCCCAGGUUAGGUUUUUUUUUUAGAAUUUUACAUUUGACAGUAUUUAUACCAAAUGACUUGGAAGUCAUAGACUUGUCGGUGAACACAUUUUUUUCUAAAGCACUAGGUUUUUUUUUUUUUUUUAGAAGACUCUCUAUUUAACAGAAGCCUGGAAAAUGUCCAGCAUCAACUCCUAAGCCGUGUAUUCCCCUGCGGUCUCCUCCCUGAUAACUCGGGUUUGGGGCUUAGGGCUGAACAGACGACAAAGCAGCUGCACACACAACACACUGUGCACACACACUCACACACUGUGCUCACACACACUGCCUUAGCUAGACACAGAGCCACAUGACCAGCAGUCACACUCACCUGUCCCUAAACAGCAAUAGCCAAGUCCCUGCCUAUGCCGGGAUCUCCUCCACAUAGAAUAGCGACUUCCUCUGUAUAUGGUUGGCUAGGCUUGUGUGGAACCUGAGCAUGGCUUGUGGGCAUCAAGGCCCUGGCACUGCUGGCAGCUUGGCUCUCUGUGUUCAGGCCAAUAAACAUGAGUAGAGAACCUUGGUUACUGUGUGUUUCUUCAGUUUGCUUUUUUUCUUUUUCUUUUCUUUUUAAAUCUUUAGAAUCAAU